Pelodiscus sinensis (Chinese soft-shelled turtle) is the source of this 4284-nucleotide messenger RNA. The record is from RefSeq and is a predicted model, not a curated record. Lineage: Eukaryota; Metazoa; Chordata; Testudines; Trionychidae.
UGGCUCCACAUGGGAUGUUAUUGGGAAGAUGUGAUGGGCAUGUUUCCCAAAGUUCUGAGCAAGGAGAGACCUGUGAGAGUCAAGGUAGCCCAGAAAGGCAGCAAGGAAACCAUUCAGAUGAAGGACAGAGUAAAUCCAGUCACAGGAGCAGAGGAGUGGAAAGAAACAAAGAAACUGUUAAUCAGAAAUUUCCCUAUCAAGAGGCACCAUACACUUGUCGUGACUGUGGGAAAAUCUUCCAACGGAGAGAAGGCCUAAUUGUACACCAGAGAACCCACACAGGGGAGAAACCCUUCAACUGCUCAGACUGUGGGAAAAGCUUCAGUGAGAGUCCAAACCUUGCUAGACAUAUGAGAACCCACACAGGGGAGAAACCCUUCAACUGCUCAGACUGUGGGAAAAGCUUUCGUGUGAGCUCACACCUUGUUACACAUAGGAGAACCCAUACAGGAGAGAAACCAUUUGGCUGCUCUCUCUGUGGAAAAAGCUUCAGUCGGCGGUCAAAUCUUAAUAGUCAUCAAAGAACUCACACAGGAGAGAGACCCUUUAACUGCUCAGUGUGUGAGAAAAGCUUCUGUGGGCACUCAGCCCUGAUUAAUCAUCAGAGAACACACACAGGGGAGAUGCCCUUCAACUGCUCUGACUGUGGGAAAAGCUUCAGUCAUCGCUCAAGUCUUCUUAUUCAUCAGAGAAUCCACACAAGAGAGAAACCCUUUUACUGCUCUGACUGUGGGAAAAGCUUUAGUCAGAACAUACACCUUAUUCAGCAUCAGAGAAUCCACACAGGAGAGAAACCCUUUAGCUGCUCUGACUGUGGGAAAAGCUUCAGUCAGAGCUCAGACCUUGUUAGACAUACGAGAAUCCACACAGGGGAGAAACCUUUUGGCUGCUCUGAAUGUGGGAAAAGCUUCAGUCGGAGAUCAAAUCUUAUUACGCAUCAGAAAACCCAUGCAGGAGAAAAACCCUUCAACUGCUCUGAGUGUGGGAAAACCUUCAGUCGGCGCUCAAAUCUUAUUUUACAUCAGAGAACUCACACAGUAGAGAAACCCUUCAACUGUUGUGAAUGUGGGAAAAGGUUUUGUCGGCGUGCAAAUCUUAUUAUACAUCAGAGAACCCAUACGGUAGAGAAACCCUUCAGCUGCUCUGACUGUGGGAAAAGCUUCAGUCAGCACUCAAGCCUUAUUAAACAUCAGAUAACACAUGUAAGAGAGACACCCAAUAACUGCUCUGACUGGCAAAACCUGCUGUCAGUGCAGAUCUUGUUACACAAAGGAAAAUCCACACCAGGAAAAUCCACACCAGAAAGAAACCUUCAGCUAGAACCCAAAGAUGAGAGAGACUAUUGUAAUAUAACAGGGUUUCUGGGAGCACUGUUCACCACGGGGCAGGGGGCGCUGCUGGACCCCGCUCAGAGAGCCCUCUACAGGGACGUCAUGCAGGAGAACUACGAGACUGUGGCCUCGCUGGGAUUCCCUAUUCCCAAACCUGACCUGAUUGUCUGGCUGGAACGAGGGGAAGAGCCGUGGGUCCCAGAUCUCCAGCCCUCCAAAGAAAUGGAAACCCUGAGAGGCACCCACAUAGCAGGUGCUAGGACAGUGAGGGAGAGCAAGGAGGAGAAUCGACAGGAGGAAGGGCCUGGAUCCAUAGUAUCACAGGGAACAUUUGUGGAAGGAGCUGAAGGGGAUUUUUCCCAGUGUGUGGAACAGGGGAAAUUCUGGGGGAAUGGACACAGGGCAGAGAGGCAGCUGGAGAGCAAUGCAAGCAGUAAAGUGGAAGAAUCCAUUGAAUGUGGCGGAGGAUCCAAGGAUCCCAAGGAAACUCCAGCCCAGCAGACAAAUUGCAAUGGAAAAAAACCCUGUGAAUGCUCAGACUGUGGGAAAAGAUGGAGUGAGAAGUCAGGCCUUAUUCUGCCCCAGAGAGGACACACAGGAGAGAGACUCUGCAAAUGCCUUGAGUGUGGGAAAGGUUUCACUCAGCGAUCAGCUCUUACUAGACACGAGAGAACCCACGUGGGAGAGAGACCAUAUAAAUGCCUUGAUUGUGGAAAAGGUUUCAUUAUACAAUCAGCUCUUACUCUCCAUACGUUUACCCACAUAGGAGAGAAACCAUAUAAAUGCCAUGAAUGUGGGAAGAGUUUCGCUCAGCGAUCAGACCUGACUGUCCAUGGGAGGACCCACACAGGAGAGAGACCAUACCAAUGCCAUGAGUGUGGGAAAUGUUUCACUCAGCAAUCAGCCCUCAUCAGACAUAUGAGAACCCACACAGGAGAGAAACCAUACAAGUGCUUUGACUGCGGGGAAAGUGUCAUUGGUUGCUCACACCAUAUUAUCCAUCAGAGAAUGCACACAAACAAGAGCCCAUAUAAAUGCCAUGAGUGUGGGAAAGAUUUCAUUAUGCUAUCAGCUCUUACUGUCCAUAAGAGAACCCACACAGGAGAGAGACCCUAUAAAUGCCAUGAGUGUGGGAAAGGUUUCAUUAAUCAGUCAGCCCUUACUGUCCAUAAGAGGACCCACACGGGAGAGAGACCAUAUACAUGCCAUGAGUGUGGGAAAGGUUUCACUCAGCGAUCAGCCCUCAUUAGACAUGAGAGAACCCACACAGGAGAGAGACCAUAUCAGUGCCAUGAGUGUGGAAAAGUUUUCAGGGAGCAAUCAGCCCUCAUUGGACAUGAGCGAACCCACACAGGAGAGAAACCGUAUAAGUGCUUUGACUGUGGGGAAAGCUUCAGUCAGAGUUCACACCUUAUUAUCCAUCAAAGAUUGCACACAGGAAAGAGACCAUACACAUGUCUUGACUGUGGAAAAAGCUUCAGGCAAACCUCAAAUCUUAUGAGACAUCAGAGAGUACAUGCAAGGAAGAGAGACCCUGUAAAUGCCAUGAGUGUGGGAAAGGUUUCACUCAGCGUUCAGCCCUCACUACCCAUGAGAGAACCCACAAAUGAGAGAGACCAUAUAACUGCCUUGACUGUAGGAAAAGCGUUGGGUACAACUCACACCUCACUAGACAUCAGAGAUUCCACACAGGUCAUGCAUCAGCCCAUCCCCCAGGAGGAAACCUCUCAGAUUUCAUUUGUUAGUGCAGUGGUUCUUAACAUGGGGGUAAUUAUCCCUCAAGGCACAGUUUGGAAUAUUUCAGAUGAUAAUACCUUUAAAAUACAAUAGUAGUUCAAUUUUUUUCAACAUCAUGCAUGAGAUAACAAAAUACAAUGAAAAUGAUUAAUCGGAAUUUUCUUUUUGUCUAUUGCCAUUUUAAAAAGGAGGAGGGGUAAUUUUGGCUUAUUGGUUAAGCUUAAGGGGUAACAGUGCCAAAGAGGUGAAGAACCACUGCGUUAAUGUGUAAAGCACCAGUCCGUGGAACAGUGCUGGGCCAUGAACCGCUGGCUGCAGGGCUGCAGCAGCUGCGAAACCUAAAGCUGUCUGUCUCUGGCAGUUCUGUGGGCUGGGGCUUUACCUUGGCCACAUGAGCUGCCGCACAGCAGCCGGCUUCAAAUCCUGCAGCCAUGGCGGCUGAUUUUGCCCAGUGGCAGCUCUGGGGCUGAGGUGAUGGCAAGAGGAGGAGGCAUCUCCCGCUCACCUCCCUCCCACCCAGGUAAGAUGGUAGCCCGGCUGAGGUCCCACACUCCCCCACCACCACCCUGCCUCUACCCAUGGGAGACACUUGGGGAGGAAGGAGGUGCAAAGGAGGAAGAAGUGGGCACAGUGCCAACAGCCACUCCCCCUGCCCACAUAUCAGUAACCGCCACUCUUCCUAUAGGGGACAACCUUACUCUGGGGAGUGUAGGGGUGGGGGAGAGUGUAGUGGGGUUGGGGUAAGAGAGUGUUGGCGUGGGCUGUAGGGGUCAUAGGUGAAACGGUCAAAGGGCAUAGGGUGGGCAUCAAAAGGUGUUAGAUGCUGGGGAGCAAGGGUCAGUGGUUAUGAAAGCAAGUGCAGUGCAGCUCAUGCUUCUGUCAGGGGGCAGCAGAUCUCAGGGUGUCUGAGCAGGGCAGGGGGCCUCAGAGCUUGUGGAACAGGCAGGUGCAGGGUCAGUGGGGCAGGAUCAGGAUUUGGCACAACAGGCAGUCAUGGAGUUUGUGGAGCAAGGGGCAGUGGGGAAGGAUCAGGGGGUACUGGGCGUGGUGGGACAGGAUCUGGGGAAAUGGGAAGUUGUCAGUUUAAUUCAUAUGUUGCUGCGACUUGGUCUACAAACUAUAACUUUUUCUGAUUGCUUUUCCGGAAGAGGGUUUUCCGACAUUUGGCCCCAUGUAUACGGGGCCAAAUGGUGGAAAAGCCUCUUUCAGAGGAGCC